Molecule: messenger RNA, 1506 nt
Organism: Letharia columbiana
Lineage: Eukaryota; Fungi; Ascomycota; Lecanoromycetes; Lecanorales; Parmeliaceae
Exons: 4
Coding region: 1-1506 (501 amino acids)
Biological process (GO): endocytosis; actin cortical patch localization; plasma membrane tubulation
Cellular component (GO): actin cortical patch; Rvs161p-Rvs167p complex; medial cortex
Molecular function (GO): protein binding; lipid binding
Source: RefSeq, a predicted model, not a curated record
AUGCAGAGCAUGCAAAGGCGAUUUGGCAAGUUCUUGCCGAGGAGUGCGGAUGAAACCCAAGUCGCUGUACUGCUCAAUGACUUUGAUGAAGCUGACAAAAUGCUCGCCAAGAUCAUUGACGCGGCCAAAGCAUGGAGAGACUCUUGGAGGGAUAUUCUCGGUACACAGCAACGACUCGCUCACGGCUUCCAAACCAUGUAUUCUCCAAUUGUUGGGGCUGAUGAGAAUUAUACGGCACACGAGCCCGGGAUUACUCCCCAUCAUAUAAUGGAGAGGACGAUCAAGUUUCACACGUCUUAUGAUGAGCUCCGGACAGAUCUACUUGAAGAGGUGGCUAUGGUCGAUACACGGAUAAUCAAGCCUGCGACGGAAGCAAAAGACUGCAUUCAGCCAAUGAAGAAAGUCAUCAGAAAGCGAGGAGAUAAGAAGCUGGACUUCGAGAAGUAUCAAAAGCGAGUCGAAACAGGGAGGAGCAAGACUAAAAGAUCCGAUCGAGAUAAUGCAUCUCUCGAGAAGGCUGAGGCGGAGUUGAUCAGAGCGAAAGAUGAAUACCAAAUUGCAGAUGAUCAUCUCAAGACUAGUCUUCCGCCUGUCGUUACCGCCGCAUUCUCCAUUCUCCCUCAUCUCCUCGCAGCCCAGAUCAUGACACAAAACACACUCCUUGCCCAGUCCUACACACUCUUACAUGACUUCUGCGACGGAGAGAGCUUCCCGGAUCCUCCACCUUCCGCGAAUGCAAUCAUGUCGACUUGGGAUGUAGACUUUCGACCGGUCAAACAAGAGGUCGAGAACAUAGCUUGCAUUGCCGGAGGAAAGACUGUCCGGAUGUCGAUGAAGAUCGAUGAAAAACCACACGGGUCAGUGACCGGCCUGAACAUUCGCAAUGGCAUAUCCUCUCAACGCCAUCCUGGUCAGUCACGCAUAGAGGACAAGCCCCACAACUCAAUGAGCAGUUCCAAUAUCCGCAAUGGUAUCUCUGCUUCACGACGGCCGAGCGGUAACCAGUCUAACGCGCUGAUGCCCCCAUCUCCAGCGAUGAGUGCUUCGCCAGAUCCACCUUCACCGGAAUACAGGGAGCAUUCACGACCAAGGAUAUCAUCCGUUCCUUCACAAACCUCGCUGGGCUUAGCCACACCGAAUUACACCUCAUCAGCUGUUGCGAGUCCAUCACCAGGCGAUACAGCGAUGCAUGCCCCUGCCGGUCCUCGUGGGGACUACUUCAAUCGUGAUCGGCUACCAUCCACUUCUUCUAUGGCUAUGGCAUCGAUUGCAGCAGGGAAAAAAAAGCCGCCGCCACCACCUCCCCCCAAAAGGAUUCCUUCGGCGCAAGGAAUCUGGGUGGUAGCUCUGUACGAAUUCGCAGGUCAGGGACAUGGUGAUUUGGUUUUCAGGGAAGGCGAUCGAAUAAAGGUGACCAAAAAGACGGAGAGCACGGAUGACUGGUGGGAAGGGGAGCUUGAUGGAGUCCACGGGAGCUUCCCAGCAAAUUAUUGUCAGCUUGCAUAG